This is a messenger RNA of Aspergillus oryzae RIB40, 1317 nucleotides long. RefSeq lists its product as uncharacterized. The record is from RefSeq and is a predicted model, not a curated record. NCBI's taxonomy places the organism in Eukaryota, Fungi, Ascomycota, Eurotiomycetes, Eurotiales, Aspergillaceae. The coding region runs from base 1 to 1317 and encodes 438 amino acids. The transcript has 2 exons.
AUGACAGUCAACAAGAGUCUCCUGCAUCUCGACACGCAGGCUGUUCGAAGGCAGUUUCCAGGCCUUGAGAAAGGCGCCGUUUGCUUAAACAAUGGAUCAGGUGCUCUGGUUUAUAAAGGUGCAAUCGAAAGGUACUGCCGGAUUGCUGUCAUGACAGAGAGAUACAACGCCGCUAACACUUCAGCACACAGUAUCGUUCGGACUAUGUCUGCUCCCCACAUGAACCUCCGUGGGCUCGACUCGAAAAGCAUGGUUGAUGUGAAGGAACGGACGGCACAAUAUGCGAAGCUAGCUUCAUUCAUGAAUGCGGACCCGGAUGAAAUUGCCUUCGGCCCUUCUACGACAGGAAUGCUACGGACACUCACCAACUCCCUUCGACCAAACUUGAACACGGACUCGGAAAUUAUAGUUUCGGUCCUUUGUCACGAAGCUGGCAAUACCGCCUGGGUUGCUUUGGCACAGAGCCUUGGUAUCUCCAUCAAGUGGUGGGCUCCAGAGGGCGGCAUAGGAAACAACAGAGAUCCCAAGCUCUCCCUGGACACACUGCGACCCCUCCUAUCCUCCAAGACAAGACUCGUCUGCUGCGGACAUGUGUCCAACAUUACCGGGACUAUCGAGCCCAUCAAAGAGAUUGCAAAACUUGUCCAUACAAUUUCAGAGGCUCUGAUCUGUGUUGACGGCGUGGCCUGGGCUCCACAUCGCCCGAUCGACGUGAAGGAUCUAGACGUAGACUUUUAUGUGUUUAGCUGGUACAAGGUUUUUGGCCCUCACAUUGCACAAAUAUAUGCUCGACGAAAGGUUCAAAAGCGAUAUCUGACCAGCCUGAACCACUACUUUUUUGACCCAACAGCUCUGCAUGUAAGGUUAGGACUUGGCAACAGCUGCCUCGAGCUGGAGCAUGCUGUGACGCCCAUCAUCACCCACCUCGUCGACCAUGUGGGUUGGGAUGCUAUCAUUGCCCAUGAAGAGCUGAUUACGGCAGAGAUAUUGGGCUAUCUGACGGCUAAUUCUGAUCUAUAUACAGUUUAUGGAUGUGCGACGGCGGACGCGAAAGCGAGGGUUUCUUUGAUUAGCUUUUCGGUGAAGGGACUGGCGUCUGACAAGGUUGCAGAGGUCAUUCAUGAAACAUCAAACUUCCGAAUCAUAACGGGCGAUUGUUGGUCUCCUCGUACUGUUCAUGAUGUUAUCGGGUUGCCUGACUAUGGCAUCCUUCGGACAAGCUUAGUACAUUACAACACCGUGGAGGAGAUGAGGGCGUUUACUCAAAAGUUAGAUCAGGUGGUGCGUUCCAUGAAGUAUGAGACCUUGUCCUCAUGA